GUUGACAUGAAUGCAACCGACAGUCCUGCAAAUGCCAUCAAUAAUCUCGUGGACGCAAAAGAAAAAUUAUAUGAAUCGAAACUGAAGUCACGUGCAUAUUAUAGAUUUACGGAUGCGAAAAAUGAUCGUUCAUCCAAACGCUUUAGACAAGAGACAAUAAUUUCAGAAGAGGAUAAAAAAAAAUCUGGCACAAAUACAGUACCCAAAGCAGAUGAAAGAGUCGAAGAGGAAUCAUAUUCAUCUAACUAUGUGUCAUCUUCUCUUAUUGGUAUCUUUUCCAAGUCUUAUUCACAGCAACAAACAUCAAGUGAUUCGUCAUCUUUGUUAUGUUUUGAAGAAAUAUUUCGCAAACGAAAAUAUGACUUCAUUGUGGAUUUGUCGCUAUCUUCAAAAAUAAGAGGGCAAUUUAGUAAUGAGGAGUGGGACGAGUUAGUCAAAAGAAGACCUGAUGCGAUCCGGAAAUCCUACCAUCAUGAAAUCGAGUCUAUUAUUUCUCACCUAUUUAGCCAAAAAAUGGAUCUAUUACAAGCUCGCAAAAAAUGGUAUGAACUAAGAAAUUGGGUUGCUCCUAAAUACAACAAUGAGCUCUCUUAUACAGAGAACGACUGGGGAAAAAAUAAAACGUUGGGUUGA
This is a messenger RNA of Acaulospora colombiana, 633 nucleotides long. The record is from the annotation of a GenBank genome assembly. NCBI's taxonomy places the organism in Eukaryota, Fungi, Glomeromycota, Glomeromycetes, Diversisporales, Acaulosporaceae.